Callorhinus ursinus (northern fur seal) is the source of this 891-nucleotide messenger RNA. RefSeq names its product olfactory receptor 5AP2-like. Gene Ontology annotation, molecular function: G protein-coupled receptor activity; olfactory receptor activity. The record is from RefSeq and is a predicted model, not a curated record. Gene Ontology annotation, biological process: G protein-coupled receptor signaling pathway. Gene Ontology annotation, cellular component: membrane. Lineage: Eukaryota; Metazoa; Chordata; Mammalia; Carnivora; Otariidae.
AUGAGCAACUAUACAACAGUGACUGAAUUUAUUCUCAUGGGAUUCAGGGAUCAUCCAGAACUACAGUGCCUGCUUCUUAUAGUGUUUCUAGUCAUCUAUACGAUCACUGUGUUUAGAAAUCUUGGCAUGAUCCUAUUGAUCAAGAUUGACUCAUAUCUCCACACUCCAAUGUACUUUAUCCUCAGGAAUUUGUCCCUUGUUGAUUUCUGUUAUUCUUCUGUCAUUGCCCCUAAUAUGCUAGUGAAUUUCUGGGUGAAGAACCCAGUCAUUUCAUUUAAUGAAUGUGCCACUCAAUUCUUUUUUGGUUCCUUUGCUGGCAUUGAGGGCUUCCUGUUGACCGUGAUGGCCUAUGACUGUUAUGUAGCCAUUUUCAAGACUCUUCUUUACACGGUUACUAUGUCCCCUGAUCUUAAUGUUCUUCUGGUGUUGGCCACAUAUCUUGCGGGCUUUCUGAAUGCUGCCAUUCACACUGGCUUCACCUUUCAGUUGUCUUUCUGAUGCUCAAAUGUCAUCAACCUUUUUUGUGACACUCCACCCCUCCUGAAACUCUCUUGUUCUGAUACACGUGUCAAUGAAGUUGUAAUUUUUGCUUAUGCCAGUUUUAAUGAACUGAGCUUCCUCCUGAUUAUUCUCAUUUCUUAUCUGUACAUCCUUGUUGCCAUCCUGAGGAUCCAUUCUGCCGAAGGGAGGCACAAAGCCUUCUCCACCUGCGCUUCCCACUUGAUGGUCGUCACUAUCUUCUUUGGCACAAUUCUAUUCAUGUAUCUGCACCCCAGCUCCAGCUACUCAAUGGACCAAGACAAAGUGGUAUCUGUGUUUUAUACAGUGGUUAUCCCCAUGUUAAAUCCUCUCAUCUAUAGUCUGAGAAACAAGGAGGUCAAACUUCCUUAG